AUGUUGAGCUCAUCGGCUUUCAGGGGCAGACCUAAUGUAGACCCGAUCCCUCACUUGACUCGAUUCAAGCUACUAUGUCAAUCGGUGAGUACAGUCUGCGGAGUUACCGAUGAGUCUCUCAUGCUCAUGGCUUUUCCAUUCUUCUUAACGGAUACUGCUCUGGAAUGGCUCUACACACUACCUCCAGAUUCCAUAUUCUCAUGGGAACAGUGCAAGAAAAGUUCAUGCAGCGGUUCUUCCCCGCUAGCAAGACCUAGCUCGCGAAACAACAUAUUAACUCAUUUUUGCAGGAACCUGAUGAAUCCUUACGUGAAGCUUGGGAUCGCUUUCAAGGAUACCAGAGAACAUGUCCUCACCAUGGAUGGGAUAAAAGAAACGUUAACCUCAAAGACAGUCGUGCAGGUUGAGAAUGCCCAUCAGAUCUCAAGCUUAGACACAUCAGCCAACGGGUACAUGAUCGGAGAUGUCUACUACGUAGAUAAGAACCUGGUCUUUCUCAAGGAUAUCAACCUCGAGCUCGAGCCCCCGCAGCAUCAAAAUCAAUCCAUUCAACACUUCCCAACACAUCUUCAAUAUCAGCAGAAUUACGCUCCGUCUCCGCCUCCAUCACAGGUAGAUUCUGCCCUCGAUCUUAAAUCUAUGUUUGCACAGCUUAUGCAGGGUCAAGAAGCUAUUCGCACCGAGAUACAUAAACAUCAACAAGAGACUGACGCCCACUUGAAGCUUGUCGAUAACCAGAUAGCUCAACUCGCAGCCUCUAUACCUUCGCGACCUCAAGGAUCACUUCCCGGGAAACCCGAGACAAAUUCUAGAGAGCACUGCAAUGCAGUGUUCUUGAGAAGCGGGAAGCAACUUGAGUAUGUCAUCCCCCCUACUCCUGAAAAAGAGGCCAGCCAGUUUAAGCACUUCACGAACAUGAUAAAGAAAUUGGAGGUCACAAUACCUUUUCAUGAGGUAAUCACUCAAAUGCCCUCUUAUGCCAAAUUUCUCAAGGAUAUUCUGGCUAGGAAGAAGACACUAGAGAACGAGGCAGUAGCAUUAACCAAAGAGUGCAGUGCCGUUUUUCAACAUGAUCUGCCCCGAGCAAGCGUAAGCCUAAUGCCAUUGUCGAUCUUCAAGAGACUAGGUGUGGGUGAACUCAAACCCACACAAAUGAUAUUACAGUUGGCAGAUAGGUCGACCGAACGGCCUGCAGGUAUACUAGAGGAUAUGCCACUUAAGGUGGGUGAUUAUUACAUACUUGUCGAUUUUUUGGUUCUUGACAUGGAUGCAGAUUCAAGCAUGCCUAUCAUUUUAGGGCGUCCCUUUCUCAACACAGCAGAUGUCGUCAUCCACGUCAGAGCGGGUCGUCUUACUAUGUCCAUUGGAGACAAGACAAUAGAAUUCAUGCUCAAACAAAAUGACAAUCCAGACGACAGUGUGAAAUCUAUUUGUUCAGUUUACAAGCUCAAAACGCCCAAGAACCAGGACCACAAACACAAGGUUAAGAGAGGACCAGAUCCAGAUAGGACAAAAGGUGUGGAGCAGGUCACUAACUCUUCAGAUUUUCGUGAGAACUGGCUCGAAUCUCAUGCAUCACCACCAGAUUUUUCUCUACUAGGUAUGCCUCAUUUCUCAAACUCCUUUCAUUGUAGAGAUGCUCUUAAACUUCAUGAUCCAGGUUGGCAGAAGAUGGAUAAUCUUUGCCCGUUAGACCCAUCCAGUAGUUGA
Messenger RNA from Tarenaya hassleriana, 1710 nucleotides. RefSeq lists its product as uncharacterized. The transcript is spliced from 6 exons. The record is from RefSeq and is a predicted model, not a curated record. Bases 1 to 1710 code for a protein of 569 amino acids. Lineage: Eukaryota; Viridiplantae; Streptophyta; Magnoliopsida; Brassicales; Cleomaceae.